AGUAGUAAUACUUGCUACUUCAUUCAUACUUUAGUAAUUUAUAAAAAUUUUUAAGAAAUUCACACAAAAAAAUUUAAUUUUUGGAAUGUGCUGGGAGACGCGUCUUGUACUGCCCAAAAUCGCAGUAAUGAUCUUGAUAAUCCUUAACGGAGCAGUAGACUCCUUUGAACUAUGCCGAAGCAGUACAUUGGUAAUACAAGUGAGUGCGAGUCCCCAUUUCGCCUUUUGUGUCGUAAGUUUCGUCACCAAUGGGAUCAUAAUUGGUUUUUCCUUUAUCGCCAUUAUUGGAAUUAUCCUUGAAAAAAUGCUUAUGUUGGAAGUUUUUCUGGUGGCCAUAAUAAUACAUUGUUUUAGUAAAAUGGUCGUGUGGGUUGUUUGCGGAAACUAUCUGGAUAAAGUGGAUCCCCGUUUUGAUCACCGCUUGUUUGAAAUCGGAUUGAUUACGACGUUGCUUACCCUUUAUUUCGCCUCGCGUUUGUGGAUGCGAAUCUGUGACAUUCAAAGGGGAUGAUUUGUGGAUGCGGAUCUAUACGAUUUAUGGAGAUUUAUUUCAAAGGUCUGUAAGGAAAAACUUAACGAAACUCCAACCAUUCCACUUUUUAAAUUUUUCUUUUAAAAUUCAUAUUUGGUAAUUAAGCAAAAACGCAAUAUUUUUAAAUAAAGAUAAUAUAAUGA
Drosophila ananassae is the source of this 675-nucleotide messenger RNA. RefSeq lists its product as uncharacterized. The record is from RefSeq and is a predicted model, not a curated record. NCBI's taxonomy places the organism in Eukaryota, Metazoa, Arthropoda, Insecta, Diptera, Drosophilidae. The transcript has 4 exons. Bases 86 to 511 code for a protein of 141 amino acids.